CCGCUUGGCGGCGGAAUCGGUCCGUGUCCUCGCGCCUUCUCUAGGUGGCGGGAAAAGUAGGUCGCGGUGGAGAAGGUGUGCGGAAUGGCAGCGACAGCGUAGGCUGCGCCUCCUCUUUAGGCCCUCGUCGCCCCAGAAGAGGCAAGGAUAGCGUAGUUUCUGAAGUGAAUGAUGGCAGCAUUACAGAAUGACACAGAAUAUGAAAAGGGAACAAAGAAAACCUUUGCUCCACCUACACAAAAAUCACAUAGUGUGAUACAGCUUAAUUCAUGGAAGGAGGACACCCUGGGGACCAGUUCUCUAGAGGCAGAGGCCAAGCCAAGCAGGCCAAAAGCCAUCUCAAAGAAGGAGCGGAAGAAAGCCACAGAGCAAGGUCCAGGCGGGGGCCAGGAGAACAAGUCAUCUGAGAAGAAAGGAAAGGAAAAAGCAACUCUUACCAAUGCAGAAUUUGAGGAGAUUUUCCAGACUGUACUACAGAAGUCCCUGCAGGAGUACUUGGGGCUGGGGUCUGGACUUAAUUUUGCAGAGACUUCCUGUGUCCAACCCAUGACACCUACCAAGUCAGACAAAGAAUCAGGAGUUACUCCUUCUGCCACUGAGAAUGAAAAUGCUGAUGGGGAGAAGGUAAUAGUGCCUGGUACUCCAAAGAUAGUAUCUUCUCUAGAAGAGGAAGUGAGCUCUGAGAUAAAGACAUCUAAGCCAGGCCAGCUGGUUACUGAACCCUCUAAGAAGAAAUUUAAUAGACUUUCUUUAAGCAAAAGAAAGAAGAAAGCUGAAGAUGAGAAAAUGGAGACAAUCCAAGAUGGACGCGAGUGCAGUCUGGAAGACAAGCAGAAGACAGUGUCUCAGGACCAUUCUCAGAUCCGGGGCCAGAAAGAAGAGGAAGGUGGUUUUGGCCAGUGUCUCAUCUGGGUCCAGUGUUCCUUUCCAAAGUGUGAGAAAUGGAGACAGCUACGUGGAGACAUUGAUCCCUCAGUGCUCCCAGAUAACUGGUCCUGUGACCAGAAUCCAGACCUGAAUUAUAAUCGCUGUGAUAUUCCCGAGGAGACCUGGACAGGGUGUGAGAGCGAUGUGGCCUAUGCCUCCUACAUUCCAGGAUCCAUCAUCUGGGCCAAGCAACAUGGUUACCCCUGGUGGCCAGGCAUGAUAGAACCUGAUCCUGACCUGGGGGAGUAUUUUCUUUUUGCAUCUCAUCUUGAUUCCCUGCCGUCCAAGUAUCAUGUGACAUAUUUUGGAGAAACAGUUUCUCGUGCGUGGAUUUCAGUCAGCAUGCUGAAGAACUUCCAGGAACUGUCCCUGGAGCUAUCCAAAGUGAAAAAAUGCAGGAACAAGGACUACAGCCAGAAACUGGAGGCAGCCAUAAAGAUGGCUCACGAGGCAGAACAGAUCAAUAUUCAGGAGCGGGUUAACUUGUUUGGUUUCCUGAGUCGAUACAAUGGACCUGACAGCACUGGGGAAGGGAAAGAUUUGGCGCUCUGUGAGUCCAACAGCCCCGAGUCUUGUCUGGAGAAAGAGAAGGACUCAGAGGAGAAGAAGGAGGAGAAAGAAGAGAAGAAAAACCCAACUUUGCCUAGACCCAAGCCAGCUACAAUACAGACCAAAAAAACCAAGUCAAGAGGCCUAGCAGGAGGACGAGAUGGGACUCCAAAAGAGAAGACUGUGAAGAAGUCUCCAGGCAAUGGACCCACAUUGGGAGGAAAAGAAGAACAGGGGAAUUCAGACCUGGACCAUCCAGGCCCUAAAAAGAAAUUUAAGACUCCUGAAAGCAAGGCCUCAGCAAUCAACUUACCUGAGGAGAAAGAAAUUAAAAUUGUAUCAGAGUGCUCUACCCCACCAGCUCAGCAUGGGGUUUGUCCUUUGGGAAAGGAAGGUCCUGGACCUCAGGAGCCCCUGACACAGGGGGCAGCAAGAUUCCCCCCUGAAGAUGAUGGUUCCAGUGACCUGGACUUGGAGCAACUCAUGGAAGACAUUGGAGAGCCAGAGGAGAGGGGGGACUCGCAGCACAGGGAUGGCUCUGAGGAGUUCCUGGCGGCCCUUUUUGAGGAAUAGUGUGCUCUGGUCCUCCUACAUUCUUGAGUAGACAUUAAAUGCCAGAGUUGUUGACCUGCCAAGUGGUUCUAUUCAGAGCUGUGCAGCCCGUGUCAAUAAAGCAGGUCUCUGGGCUACUGCUGAGGUGUGCUUCCUUUCCUGUCUCUAUGGCAGACUGCCUGCUCUGGAGGGGACAGGAGGCUGGGGACAGCAGACCCAGAUCUGGGGAACAU
Alexandromys fortis (reed vole) is the source of this 2261-nucleotide messenger RNA. It is a transcript of the gene Zcwpw1, whose product is annotated as zinc finger CW-type and PWWP domain containing 1. Gene Ontology annotation, molecular function: zinc ion binding. The transcript has 17 exons. Lineage: Eukaryota; Metazoa; Chordata; Mammalia; Rodentia; Cricetidae. The coding region runs from base 169 to 2049 and encodes 626 amino acids. Gene Ontology annotation, cellular component: nucleus. The record is from RefSeq and is a predicted model, not a curated record.